UAUUAUGUUAACCAGAGCAUUUUUGAGCAAGAGAGCUAUUAACUUGGGUAGUAUCAAAACAUUACCAAAGAACAGUGCCAGAACUUUCGUGGUUAUGAAUAAGCAAGGAAUUCAGGCUGGCAUUAGAUCAGUUACUGCUGGCGCAAAGAUCGAUUUUGAAAACUCCAAGAGCUUGACUUCACUUCCAUUCAGAUUCUUCUCUGACCUUCCUCCUCAUGUUAAGCUUCAGAUGCCAAGUCUUUCACCAACCAUGGAGAAAGGAAACCUCGCUAAGUGGUGUAAGAAAGUCGGAGAUCAAGUAGAGCCAGGAGACAUCCUUGCUGAAGUUGAGACUGAUAAAGCCACUGUUGAUUUUGAAAUGCAAGAAGAUGGAUAUGUCGCAAAAUUAUUAGUAGAAGAAGGAGCUCAAGAUAUUGCUUUGGGAGAAUUAGUCGCUAUUUUGGUAGAGGAUGAAGAUGAUGUUGCAGCAUUUAAAGAUUAUAAGCCAGAGAGUACAUCAGAAGCUUCUCAAGCCCCAGUAAAGGAAGCUGCACCCUCAACUCCUGAGCCAGCUCAGUCAACUUCAUCACCUGCUGCUCCUACACAAGCUGCCACUCCAACUCCAGCUGUAACCCGUAAAGCAUCAGGAGAUCGUGUUAUUGCUAGUCCUUUUGCUAGAAAGCUAGCCAGCGAAGGAGGAAUUGAUCUCUCAACUAUUGCAGGAUCUGGUCCAGGAGGAAGAAUUGUUGCUGCUGAUUUAGAUGGAGCAUCAUCCGCUGCUCAGGCUUUUGUAUCCUCAGCACCAGCCUCAAUCGCUUACGAAGAUAUUCCAGUGUCUCAAGUAAGAAAAGUGAUUGCUAAGAGACUAUCUGAGAGUAAAGAAACAAUCCCACAUUACUAUGUCACCGUUGAUGCUGAAGCAGACAAAUUGUUAAAGCUAAGAUCCAUGCUGAACACUCAUUCUGAAUCAAAAAUCUCAGUUAACGACAUGAUUAUUAAGGCUACUUCUCUUGCCUCUAAAAAGGUCCCCCAGACUAACUCUUCUUGGCAAGGUGACUUCAUCAGACAGUAUAGUAACGUAGACGUGAGCGUUGCUGUCAGUACUCCAACUGGACUUAUCACUCCAAUUAUCAAAGAAGCCAACCUUAAAGGAUUGGAGACAAUCUCAGCAGAAAUGAAGGAUUUAGCAGCUAGAGCAAGAGAGAACAAGCUUAAAUUGGACGAAUUCCAAGGAGGAACCAUCUCAGUAUCUAACCUUGGAAUGUUUGGAGUCUCUCACUUCUCUGCAAUCAUCAACCCACCUCAAGCAUGCAUCUUGGCUAUUGGUGGAUCUCAACAACGUGUACUUCCAGGAGACGAAGAAGGCAAAUACAGAACUGCUAAUGUGAUUUCAUUCACAUUGAGCUCUGACCACAGAGUUGUAGACGGUGCUGAAGCAGCUAUUUGGGGACAACACUUCAAGAAAUAUAUCGAAAAUCCAGAGUUAAUGCUCUUGUAA
Moneuplotes crassus is the source of this 1477-nucleotide messenger RNA. NCBI's taxonomy places the organism in Eukaryota, Ciliophora, Spirotrichea, Euplotida, Euplotidae. The record is from the annotation of a GenBank genome assembly.